Molecule: messenger RNA, 1395 nt
Organism: Salmo salar (Atlantic salmon)
Lineage: Eukaryota; Metazoa; Chordata; Actinopteri; Salmoniformes; Salmonidae
Product: SH2 domain-containing protein 1B
Biological process (GO): regulation of signal transduction; regulation of immune response
Source: RefSeq, a predicted model, not a curated record
GUUUGAAAGAGGGUCUGUGAGAUAUUGAACCUUUGAAGAGUGUUCUCUGUCUGUGUCUGUCUGCUCUCACUGCAGAUUAUGGAAAGAUUGGUUGAUUGAUUAUCAGAGAGUAACUUUACCAACGCUACCUCUGCUAGCUUCUCUCUGGGGUGAGGAGACAGAGAACACAGGGAGAGGAGAGGACAGGCGAGAAAUAGAAGAUUGGAGUGAAGAAACAGGGGAGAAUAUCAAAAGAAGAGGUGAGGACUGACUGAGGAGAGUGGGAGGACCAGGCCUGAGUGGACGGAUACAGGAAGAGAGGUAGAGAGGGAGGGUGUUGACCCCCAGUUGCCCCGCUGUUGGGAUAGUUACAAUGGCAUCGCCUCUACUGAUGUACCAUGGGGCGAUCAGUAAACUGGACUGUGAGGAUCUGCUGGGGAAGAAGGGGAAGGAUGGAGCCUACCUCAUCAGAGACAGCGAAACCAUCCAAGGAGCCAUGUGCCUGUGUGUCUAUAAAAAGAAGGUGGUGUAUACCUACAGAAUCCUCCAGACCCACACUGGAAGCUACACCCUGCAGACAGCGUCUGGUGUAGAGGAGAAAUUCUUUAAGACGUUAGAGGAGCUGGUCCGCCAUUAUAAGCGUCGGGGGCAGGGAUUGGCUCAGCAUCUGCGCCACUCAGUCAAGAGGAAGACACUGCUACAACUUCCCGCCCCCAAUGUCAUCGACGAGGUGCCUGAUUAUGAAAAUGUGGAUGCAUCAGACUACGUUGUUGUCCUGCCCUCUUGAUUCAGCAGCACACCCCUGACCUACAUCAUCUAUGAGCCUGUAAAUAUCUAGGUGUGGUGCCUUCAGGCAGGUUGUGUGUUUUUUAAUCCUGAUGCCAGGGGCCGGACUGGUCAAAUUUGAGCCCAUAGGGCCUGUCUAAUUCAUAUAUAUUUUUUAGUUAAAUUAUCAUUAUCUGGCUAAUAAUUGGGGCCUCAAAGUACAAAAAUUGGGCUGGUGUAUUAAAAAUGCCAGGGCUGAUUUUUGGUCUCAGUCCGCCCCUGCCUAAUGCAAUGUGUUGUGUGCUGUUGUGUGUUCCAGGGCUACUGAGAUUGUCAGAGAGAAUAGUGUUUGUCUGGUUGUUGAAGUGGAAGUUAAAAUCACAUUUUAUUUUCACAUGCACGGAAUACAACGGGUGUAGACUUUACCGUGAAUUGCUUGCUUACGAGCCCUUCCCAACUAUGCCCUUCCCAACUAUGUCAAAAAAAUAUACACUGCUCAAAAAAAUAAAGGGAACACUAAAAUAACACAUCCUAGAUCUGAAUGAAUGAAAUAAUCUUAUUAAAUACUUUUUUCUUUACAUAGUUGAAUGUGCUGACAACAAAAUCACACAAAAAUAAUCAAUGGAAAUCGAAUUUAUCAACCCAUGGAGG